AUGAUACUGUUCAAGUCUGUCCCGCUGGCGGUUUUUACGUUAACUUUGUUUUCUUCUAAGGACUUUUGUGCAACGGCCAGCGACAAUGUGUUCGACGAGGUUAAAUAUUACGAGAAACUCAUCACGGAUGAACUUCAAAAAGCUCUCAAUUAUGAAACGCCUACAAAUGCGAGGAUGUACGAACCGGACGACACUACGAUCAGAGACUUUGGGACGUUUGAUUUCGUCAUCAUCGGAGCUGGAUCAACUGGUUCAGUUAUUGCAAGCAGACUUUCAGAGAUUUCCAGAUGGAAAAUUUUACUGUUGGAAGCCGGACACUACCCCAACAAUUUCACGAUGAUCCCAGGGAUGUUUGCGAUUCAGGCAAUGACCAGCUAUAAUUGGGGAUUCAAAAGUACGCCACAAAAAACCGCUUGUUUGGGUGCCGUUGACAAUAGAUGCGUUAUCCCUAGAGGCAAGGGAGUAGGCGGCACAUCUUUAAUAAAUCAAAAUAUCUACAGUCGAGGAAACUCCAUCGAUUACGAUAGAUGGGCAGAGUUGGUGAACGACCAGAGUUGGAGAUACGAAAACGUGCUAAAUUAUUUCAAAAAAUCCGAGGACUUUCACCAAAACAAUCCACAGGCGCCAGUAGACUGGGACUACCACGGCAAAAAGGGAUACCUUUACACCAACUUCCACUUACCACCUUCAAACUUCACUGAAGUGUUCCUAAAAGCUAAUCGAGAACUUGGUCUAAACAUUACGGAUUACAAUGGUAAAGAACAGAUAGGAGCCACCAUCAUGCAAAUUAAUACCAAAAAAGGACGAAGGUACGAUCAAGCUUCGGCCUUCAUUACACCAGUAAGGGAAAGAAGUAAUCUCAUCAUCUCCGAAGGAAGUUAUGUGGUUAAACUAGAAACAAAACAUAAAAAAGUAAAAAGUGUUCUUUUUACGAAAAAUAAGAAAUUGUUUAGAGUCAAAAUAACCAGAGAAGUUAUUUUAUCUGCUGGUGCUAUAUCUUCACCGCAAAUUCUUAUGCUGUCUGGUAUAGGUCCCAAAAAGCACUUAAACGGUAUGGAAAUACCUAUUGUUCAAGAUUUACCCGUAGGAAAUAAUCUAAGAGAUCAUAUCUUUUGUGGAUUACAGUUUUCUUCAAAUGUGUCGUCAGUAAAUCAAACUCUUACACAGAAAAUCAAAGAAUUUUUACAUGGUUAUGGUGAUUUAACAGCUGGAAAUCCUCUAGAUGCAGCUGGAUGGUAUAGAACUGCUCUAGAAAAUACUUUCAAUUAUCCUGAUAUAGAAGUAAUACCGUCAAUUUCAGGCUCAGGUGAAAUAGGAAAGAAGUUUCUUCAGUGGAAGGAUGAAAUAUGGAAUACGAUCUUUAAUAUUUCCAUACCUAAUCCAUUUACUUUAAGUGCAGUAUUACUGCAUAGUAAGUCUGUAGGUACUGUCCGAUUACAGACUAAAAAUCCCUAUUAUUACCCAGCUAUAGAUUACAACUCGUUAAGCGAUCGACAUGAUGCAGAUCUAAAAACACUUUACGAAGGAAUACAACUAAUUCUGAAUAUUAGUAAAACACUAGCUUUCCAAAAAAUGGGCACAAAAUUAGAAGUACGACCGUUAUCGGCGUGCGAAGCAACCGAUUUUUUAUCUAGACACUAUUGGUAUUGUUUUAUAAGACAAAUGUCAAUACCCGCGUUUCAUCCAGUCGGAACGUGUAGAACUGGGACGGAUCCUAAAGUAGCAGUGGUGGAUUGGAAUCUCAAUGUUUUUGGAAUGAGGCGGUUGAGAGUUGCUGAUGCCAGCGUGCUCCCUUUCACGUUUUCAGGUCAUCCUAAUGCUAUUUGUACCAUGAUUGGAGAGAAACUUUCUGAUGUUAUUAAAUUCGAGUACAAGAAGGAUUUUGCACCUUAA
This is a messenger RNA of Diabrotica balteata, 1893 nucleotides long. NCBI's taxonomy places the organism in Eukaryota, Metazoa, Arthropoda, Insecta, Coleoptera, Chrysomelidae. The record is from the annotation of a GenBank genome assembly.